Ipomoea nil (Japanese morning glory) is the source of this 2043-nucleotide messenger RNA. RefSeq lists its product as uncharacterized. The coding region runs from base 203 to 1690 and encodes 495 amino acids. NCBI's taxonomy places the organism in Eukaryota, Viridiplantae, Streptophyta, Magnoliopsida, Solanales, Convolvulaceae. The transcript has 6 exons. The record is from RefSeq and is a predicted model, not a curated record.
UUCAAGAACGCAAAAGCAGCUGAUUCACUGGGCGACAUCUCACCUCACCUGUGAGCUGUGUGGUUCACACCACGCGGCACUCUCUCUCAUUUUCACAUAAUCACCAUUCCUUUCCUCUUCCCCUUCACCUCUCCCACCAAUCGCUCUCCCUUGAAGGAAGAGGAAGAGAUCACGGAAACGGAGGAGGGGCUUCUUGGGUCCGAUGGGUUCCGGCGGUAGCCGUCUGGGUUCGCGACCCCAUCGCCCCUCCCGCAACCGCAGCGUCAAACGAACCCUCUCUUCUCUUUUAAUCUGCGGUGCUUCUCCUUCCGACUCGCCCCAUGAUCAGAUAGAAGAUCAUUUGCUGGUCAAUUCUGCAAAACACAUUAGGCCAAAAAAGCUUAAGGCCCCAAGGAGGCGUUCUGGUGCUUCCUUUACUUGCUCUAAAAUUGAAAGUGGAGUUUCAUCUGCUGGCAAUGUGGUAGAUGGUCCAAGCAAUGUCAAUGCCAGUGAUACAGGACGAAGCUUUUCUGAGAAUAAGGAAGUAGCUCCCAAUAGUAUUCGUAGUGAAACUACUCAUACUGCCCCAGGGGAUCAACCCUUUCCAAUCUCUCUAUAUAGAAUGGAAAAUGCGGAUAACUCUGAAACAGCUAGUACAAGGGAUGAUGAUGGGUCACUGAUUUGUGCUGUGUCCACUCAAUUUAGCACUCCAUCCCAUGGGGGUAUUGAAUCUCCAUCACCUGAGGAGUUGCUUGGAAACCGCUCAGAUGAUGUUAUCAUGUUUAACAAUUGUGAUUCUGCCUCUGUAUCUGUUGUUUUGGACUCUCCAGUAACUUCCCAUUCUCCCAUAGAUGAUUUGGUGGUGUCAGAGAGGGAACGAGAUGGAGGUAUACUUCAUGCUGAUAUGGACAGUAUCUCUUCCAAUGUCCAUUCUAGUAGCUCUGCUGAGGGUAGUCAUGAACCAAGACGCAACAAUCGAAGGCUAUUUUGGGAUGCCUUUUCAAGAAGGCGCCUUAGGAAUAAUGCAGAUUCCAGGACCUCUGUCUUUUUAAAUGAUGAUUCAGAUGAUGUAGGGCCUCAUGAGAGAUGGACACAUGACCUUCGUGAUGGUGCCUUUCAUAACGGUGUUGUAGGGAAUUUCAGUUCUCAUCAAAAUCGAUCUCAUGGUAGUAAUGAUCAACAUCAAUCAAGAUCAGAGAUACAGGAAAGACUUCAAAGUGGCAUUACUGCUAGUAAUAACCCAUUUGCAAACUGUCCAGCCGGUAUUCACCUUGAUGGUGCAUGUUCAUGUGACUCAGUCUUGAUGGGUGACGAAUCUGGCUCCCGUGCAAGUAUUUCACGUAUAGUCAUGCUUGCUGAAGCAUUAUUUGAGGUACUGGAUGAAAUACAUCGCCAACCUGUGCCACUUUCUUUAUCUAUGGCUUCACUUCCAGCACCAGAAGCAAUUGUUGAUUCUUUUCCAAUAAAGAAUCAUAUAAAGAAAGAAGGAUUAUUAUUUGAUGGAAAUGAUGUAACAAAGUGCUACAUAUGUUUGGCUGAGUAUGAGGAAGGAGACCAGAUACGAGUGCUCCCAUGCCACCAUGAGUUUCACAUGUCAUGUGUUGAUAAAUGGCUGAAAGAGAUACACGGUGUGUGCCCACUUUGUCGUGGGGAUGUUCAAGAAGGUUUAACAACUACAAACGCAGAUAUCCCUUCCCCAUUUUUGUCAUAGAAGGCAGGCAUCCGGCUUUCUCAUUUUUGUCAUCUCCUUGUCACUUGGUGGUGGUACAGGAGCGAAGGAAAACACAUCUUUGAUUCUUUUCUGUACACCAUUCUGGUCUUCUUAUUUUUUACGCUUCCCUUCCCCGAAGAACAACUUAGCUGCGACUCAAGAAAAAGAAGCCACAGGAAUCAACCUCUUAAUGUUGUUUUCUUUUGUUUUUGUUUUUUUGUUUGUUUUUAAUGUUGCUUUGGCACACAAAGAUGGUGGGUGGAUUGGAUGAUUGUGCAAAGUUUAUGCCUUUGACAACACAACCUUGUACAUAAAAAAAUGUAGAUUUCUUCAGAAAUGAAAAUCUCUUAGCU